Molecule: messenger RNA, 3285 nt
Organism: Wickerhamiella sorbophila
Lineage: Eukaryota; Fungi; Ascomycota; Dipodascomycetes; Dipodascales; Trichomonascaceae
Product: Ribosome biogenesis protein BMS1
Exons: 1
Coding region: 1-3285 (1094 amino acids)
Biological process (GO): maturation of SSU-rRNA from tricistronic rRNA transcript (SSU-rRNA, 5.8S rRNA, LSU-rRNA); endonucleolytic cleavage of tricistronic rRNA transcript (SSU-rRNA, 5.8S rRNA, LSU-rRNA); ribosome biogenesis
Cellular component (GO): 90S preribosome; nucleus
Molecular function (GO): GTPase activity; U3 snoRNA binding; GTP binding
Source: RefSeq, a predicted model, not a curated record
AUGGCCGAUCAGCAGACCAACAAGCCGCACAGAGCAGGCUCGUCUGAUACUUCCAAGAAGAAAAAGUUGCAUGCCAAUGGCUUUAAUGCCAAGGCAUUUGCUGUGGCCAAUCCUGGCAAGCUGGAACGUCAAGCUCGCCGCUCUCACGAUAAGAAUGAAAAGCGCUUCCACGCCCCAAUGGUGGAUCGCACACCCGAGGAGCCUCCGCCUGUUCUUGUUGCUGUUGUUGGACCCAAAGGCACCGGCAAGACCACGUUAAUCAAGAGUCUUGUCCGCCGCUUUACCAAACAUACCCUCACUGAGAUCAAUGGCCCAGUUACUGUGGUUUCGGGCAAACGCCGAAGACUCACGUUCUUUGAGUGUGGUACCGACCUGAAUUCUAUGAUUGAUAUUGCCAAGUGUGCAGAUCUUAUCCUCUUAAUGAUUGACGGUAAUUUCGGGUUCGAAAUGGAAACGAUGGAGUUUUUGAACAUCCUGUCGCCCCACGGUUUCCCGCGGAUUCUUGGUGUCACUACACAUUUGGACUUGUUCAAGAGCGUUAGCACUAUGCGUGCAUCGAAAAAGGCUUUGAAGCAUCGCUUCUGGACUGAAGUGUACAAAGGAGCCAAGCUAUUCUAUUUAUCUGGUGUUAUGAACGGCCGCUACCCGGACCGGGAGAUUCUCAAUUUGGCCCGGUUCAUUUCCGUCAUGAAGUUCAGACCGCUCAAAUGGCGCAAUGAGCAUCCUUAUCUGAUCGCUGAUCGAGUGGUCGAUAUAACCCAUCCUACUCUCAUUGAGGAAAACCCCAAGGUUGAUCGCACAGUUACCCUUUACGGGUACAUGCGUGGUUCCCCUAUGCAGGCCAACAAUGCCAAAGUGCACGUUCCUGGUGUUGGUGACCUCGUUGUGAAGGAAAUAGAGCGCCUCCCUGAUCCUUGCCCCACCCCGUAUGCUAUCAAACUGGAAGAGGCCAAAUCACAGGGCGAGAAUGCACCCAAAAAGAGACAUCGCAGGCUGGAUGAAAAGAUGAAGACUAUCUAUGCACCCAUGAGUGAUGUUGGCGGUGUCAUGAUUGACAAAGAUGCUGUCUAUAUCGAUGUCGGUACUUCGAGCUUUUCUACUGGCCAAGAAAAGGGCUUGGGCGAGACACUUGUAACUAGUUUGCAAAACUCUUCCAAGAUUCUUGGUAACGGUGAUGUUGGUAUCCAGCUUUUUAGCUCGUCGAAAGCUCUACGUGAUGUCAACGACGACGGGGAUGAGGAUGAGAAUGUCGAGGAACUUGACGAGAACCUUGACGAACUCGACGAUUUGGAUGCCGAUGAGUUGGAAGAGCUUGAUGAAUCUCAUCCUGAUUUCGGAAAUUCUGGUCGCAAGUCCUUGCGUCAAGGCAAGAAGGCUAGUGAUUCUCUUGACGAGAAAGAACAAGACGAAGAGUAUGCUUUUGCCAGCAGUGACGACGAGCUUGAACCCAGCGAUGAUGGAUCCAAUGCACUUCGCUGGAUGGACAACUACAAGCCGAAUAACUUCAAAAAGCGCUGGGAUAUCGGAAAGCUUCUUUACAUGGACAAUAUCUCACCGCUGGAUGUGAUCAAACGCUGGAGUGGUGAAGAAGACCAAGAAUCUGAGGAAGAGAACAUCGAGGAAGAAGACGACUUUUUCAAACCAAAAGAGGUUCUUCAGAGUGUUGAGUCGCAUAGUUAUCUCGAGUACUCGAACCUAAGCCAGUGGGAUGAUGCUUCUGUUGUAGCCACCAUCUCCGAUGUAUUCUACCGCGAAAUCCGUGCCGUUGAGAACGCAGAAAAUGCAGAAAACGAAGACGAGGAAGAAGUUUUCGGUGAAUUUGAAGAUCUCGAGGCCGACGAAAACAAUGGCAGCAGCGAAAAUGAGGCAGAAGAAGAGGGCCUCAAAGCGGUCAAAUCUGUCGAGGAGCAGCGCGAGGAAAAUGCCAAACGCAAAGAGCAGUUGCGCCUCCAAAUCGAGGAGGACGAAGACCGCGAGUUUGGUGCUGAGGAUCCCGAGGGAGAAGAAGGGGAUACCUGGUACGAUGCCCAGAAGGCCAAAAUCACUAAACAGCUCAACAUCAACAAUGCCGAAUAUGCUCAACUGGACGUCGCUACGCGGGACCGCAUCGAGGGUUUCCGGGCUGGCUCCUAUGUUCGCCUUGUGUUUUCUGGUAUUCCUUGUGAGUUUGUCGAAAACUUCGAUCCCAAGUUCCCUGUUUUGGUUGGCGGUUUGUUGGUUAAUGAGGACAGGUUCGGGUUCUCUCAAGUCCGUAUCAAGCGGCACAGAUGGCACAAACGCAUUCUCAAGACCAACGAUCCUCUUGUGAUCUCCUUGGGUUGGCGACGCUUCCAGACAUGUCCGAUCUACACUACAUCAGACUCGCGCACUCGUAACCGUAUGCUCAAGUACACUCCCGAACAUAUGCAUUGUGCUGCUACGUUUUAUGGUCCGCUUGUUUCACCAAACACAGGUUUCUGUGCGGUUCAAAGUGUCUCUGACCGGGACAUGACUGGGGGUUUCCGGAUCGCUGCCACCGGCACGGUUGUCGAAGUUGAUCAGGAGGUUGAAAUUGUCAAGAAGCUGAAGCUUGUUGGCCACCCUUACAAGAUUUUCAAAAACACUGCCUUUAUCAAGGAUAUGUUCAACUCUGCGAUGGAGGUUGCCCGCUUUGAAGGUGCGUCUAUCAAGACUGUAUCUGGUAUUCGUGGUCAAAUCAAGCGUGCUCUGGCUAAACCUGAAGGUAAUUUCCGUGCCACCUUUGAAGACAAGAUCCUCAUGUCUGAUAUCAUUAUCUUGCGGGGCUGGUUCCCUGUGCAAGCUCGCCGCUUCUACAACCCCGUCACGUCGUUGUUACUCAGUAACAAGGCAACAUGGAAGGGUAUGCGACUCACUGGUGAGGUGCGGGCCGAAAGAGGGCUUUCUGUUCCUCAACAACGGGAUUCCGCAUAUGGCAAGAUCGAAAGAGCCACGCGCCGGUUCAAUCCCUUGCAAGUGCCCAAGACGCUUCAGGCCCAGCUGCCCUUCAGUUCGCAGAUCCAUCGCAUGAAGCCUCAGCGGAAACAGACGUAUAUGCAGAAGCGGGCUGUUGUCGUUGAUGGCAAGGAGAAGCAGCUCCGCGAUCUCAUGGUCAAGGUUGCCACCCUGCGCAACGAGAAGGAUGCUAAGCGGAAUGCCAAGAAGGAAGAGUCGCGGGCCAAGGUUGCCGCCAAGCAAGCGAAGAUCGACGAAAAACGCGCAGAGAAGCGCAAAGAGGACCGGAAAGAGUAUUUUGCCCGGAACAACAAAAAGUCCAAGACGGCAUAA